Mobula hypostoma (lesser devil ray) is the source of this 11454-nucleotide messenger RNA. RefSeq names its product zinc finger protein 585A-like. Lineage: Eukaryota; Metazoa; Chordata; Chondrichthyes; Myliobatiformes; Myliobatidae. The coding region runs from base 3928 to 7467 and encodes 1179 amino acids. The transcript is spliced from 2 exons. The record is from RefSeq and is a predicted model, not a curated record.
UGCUGCGUUCACCAGCAACGUUGAUGUGUGUUAAGAGGAAUUUCUAUUUACCUUGGUGAGAGACGAGUGUGUAUGUGUGUUGUGCCACCAAACACCAGCGCUGACUAACAGAGGGAAUCUGGAGCAGCACCACAACACCAACCACCAGAAAUUUAAAGACACCUACCCCGCAAAUAGAGCAAUCUGUGUCAGGAAAUUUGAGCAGCUGAAAUCGGGGUUGAAGGCCCAGCAAUCGUUUUUCACAAAACAUGCUGCUCAAAGUAAGGAUUGACAAGUGUUAAAGGACUUGUCACUCUGUGAAUAUUUUUCACUACAGUUUGAUGAAUCCCUGGAUGUAAUGCAAACAGCUCAGCUUGUUGUAUUUGUCAGAAUGGCUUUCCAGGAUUUUACAGCAAAGGAGGGCUUCCUGACUCUUUUGCAGUUAAAGGAGAGAACGAGAGGUGAGGAUAUUUACACUGAGUUUAAAAAUAUAUCUCUGUGAAAAUGACAUCCCCAUUCAUAAACGGGUGGCAAUUACUACUGACGGGGCCCCAGUAACACGCGGUGUGCGUGUUGGUUUUAUAGCACUGUUCCGUAAUGACUCUGAUUUUCCCAGCUUCCUGGAUCAUCACUGUGUGAUUCAUCAGCAGGCCUUGGCUGGGAAGGUCGUGGACUUUUCUCAUGUAAUGACACUGGUGGUCAAACUGAUUAACUUGAUUCGAGCAAAAGCACUUCAGCACCGCUUAUUCAAGGUGUUAUUGUCUGAGCUCGAUGCCGCUUACGGAGACAUAAUUCUUCAUGCUGAUGUUCGGUGGCUGAGUCACGGGAAAGUGCUGCAACGAUUUGUUCACUUGCUGCCCAAGAUGAAGACUUUUCUGUCAACAAGAAACAAGGAGCAUGAGGAACUGUCCGAUGAUGCAUGGCUACUGGAUUCAGGGUUUCUGACAGACCUCAUGGCUAAAUUAAACGCACUUAACAACGAGCUCAUGGGAAAAGACCCGACACCUUGCCCCACAUGAUAAGCGCAGUAAAUGCGUUUAAGGCCAAGCUCAGUGUUUGGAUUUCAAAUUUAAAGAACGGGAGGCUGACACACUUUCCCAACUUGGAGAAAGUGCUACAGGCCAUCAAGGAAAAAAGUGCUUUUCGCCCUGAGCAGUACUGUGCUUACCCAGACCAACUGGCAGUCGAGUUCGAUUGGCGUUUUGGCGCUGUUGGUCAGGACGGUUUCAAUUGUGCUUCGGUAGAAGUUAAGCAACAGCUUUUGUGGGAGUUUGGCCUGUUUCAGCUUUCUGAGAAAGAAAAGUCUUUGUUGUGCGUUUUUUUACAAGCAUCGAGGCGUUGGUGGUCCAUGUCAGCUGUUUUGACAAAAUAACUCCAAGGAACUUCAGGUUUUCCACACUUUCCACUGCCUCUCCAUGUAUAUGGAGGGGGGUGUGUACUCUGACCUUUCAUCUCCUGGUCAAUGAUCAGCUCUUUUGUUUUAGAAGUGUGAAGGACCAGGUCGUUGUCCUUACAUCACUCCGUCAGAUGAUCCACCUCAAGCCUGUAAGCUGUUUCAGCCUCGUCCGAGAUCAGGCCAGCCACUGUGGUAUCGUCCGCAAAUUUAAUGAUGGAGUUGGAGGUGUGGAUGGGGGUGCAGUCAUGUGUGAAGAGGGUGUAGACCACAGGGCUCAGCACACAGCCUAUUUUUUAAGAUGAGGGUGGUGGAGGUGUGCUUACCAAUUCUGACUUGCUGUGGUUGGUCUGUGAGAAAGUCCAUGACCCAUGAUCACAGGGAGGAACCAAGGCCAAAAGUGUUCAGUUUGCUGACCAGUUUAUGGGGUUCAGGACAUCAGGCAGUGUGGCGUCAUCAUCUAGCAGCAGAUUAUUGGUUUUGUAGUCUGUCAGCGCCUUGAUGCCUUUCCACAUACUGCGGGGGUUGUUGUUAUCAAACUGACUUUCCAUGCGCAGUUUGUAUUUGUGCUUUGCAUCCCUGAUGCCCCUGUGGAGAUUCCCCCGUGCUUCACUGUAGGCUUGUUUGUCUCCUGACCUGAAGGCUGCAUCGCGCUCCCUGGGUAGUCCCUCACAUCACUGUUAAUCCAUGGCUUUUGAUUGGGAAACACCUUAACUGUCUUUUGUGUUAUUCCAUUUUCUGAGCAAAACUUAACAUUCUUAAAGAAAGACAGCUAUGGCCUGUUUGAUCUGGUAGUUACAGUGUUUUCUUGGUUGAAUUAAUUUGACAGUUUGACAAAAGCAUUUUAUGUAAUUCAAAUACAAUUAGCCCAAAUAAAAGGCCUUAAGUUGGAAGUGCAAUCUGAGCUGUUUUUUUCUCUGAACGAUUUAGUAGGUCGAUCUUGUCUUUAAGUAAGGCCGAGGUAGGGGAUCUUGGACUUAAAAAGGUUGAAGGUCUACAUUCAUCAGUGUGUUUUGUUGCGAAUUCAAUCAGGUUCGUAAGGCACGAUCUGCCCUAGACAGAGCCAUGCUAACUAUCCCACAUCAGAUUAUGCUUCUCCAAAUGCUCAUAAAUCCUGCCUCUCAGAAGCUUCUCCAACAACUUGCCCUCCACUGAAGUAAGAACCACUGGUCUGUAAUUUCCUGGCUUGUCUCUACUCCUUUUCUUGAAAAGGAAACGAUGUCUUCUAAUCCUCUGGUACUUUUCCUCUCCCUAUUGAUGUGCAAAGAUCAUCAGCAGAGGCUCAGCAAUUUCCUCCCUCACUUCCCACAGUAGCCUGGGGUAAAUCUCCAGCUGAGUACCCCCAAAUUGAGUUGAGAUUGGUAAAGUUGUGGUGCCAGAGCUCACAUUCCAAGAUCAUAUAGAAACAAGUAAAAUUGUGAAAUGAAUAGAUAAUAUAGAGGCAGGAACCUAGAGGGCAUUGCCUCAAGAAUUAGGGGAAAUUGGGAUGGAGGUGAGGAGGAACUGCUUUUCUGGGAGAGUGUUGAAUCUGUGGAUUUCUCUGCCCAAUGAACGAGUGGAGGCUACCUCAGUAAAUAUAUUUGAGAAAAGGUUGGAUAGAUUUUGGCACAGUAGGGGAGUUAAGGGUUAUGGGGAAAAGGCAGGUAGGUGGAGAUGAGUCCAUGGCCAGAUCAGCCAUGAUCUUAUACAAUGGCGGAGCAGGCUUGAUGGGCCAGAUGGCCGACUCCUGCUACUAUCUCUUAUGUUCUCACCACAGACUAAAAUCUCUCCUGAAAUAUUGUCCUUCACCCAUUGUUGUCUUUUGCAAAUAUUUUUACAGGUUUGAAAUGGCAGAACACUUGUGUAUGGGAAUCUCAAACACAACAACACAUCAGUUUUGCUGUCUGGAUAUUUAAGGAGUGACCAAAUAUUUUCUUUGCUACACCAACACAUCUGUUGUUGAUCCUUGGAGAUGAAGAAGUAUCUCAUCCCAGUUGGUAAAUGUAUUCUGUCUCUGAGAUGAAAUUUUCUGUUUUAACUCUGUGAAAUUCACUGGAACCGGGAAUUGAGAACACACCAGCACUAGUUCACUGGAGAUCAGUUCUUCAACUGCAUUGAUCGUACAAGGCAUUCAAACAUCUGACUUUCUGAAUCGCCAGAGAAUUGUUCGCAGUGAGAUAUCAUUCUCCUUUUCUCAGUGUGGGAAGAGGAUACCCGCAGGCACGCCAGUGAGUUCACAGUGGGGAGAGGCCAUUCACCCGCUCUGUGUGAGGGAGGGGAACCACUCAGUCAUCCAGUCUGAAGAUACAUCAGCAAGUUCACACCAUAGUAAAAUGCUCCAUCUAUUCUGCAAGCGGAAGCCAUUCUGUUAUUGAUGGUAAAAGUAUAUCAAAAAAUUCACCAGUGAGAGGACAUUGACCUGCUCGGACGGUGGGAAGACAUUCACACACUCAAUCACGCCACAGUGACACCAGCGAGUUCACACUGGGGAGAAGCCAUUCACCUGCUCUGAAUGUGGGAAAGGAUUCACUCAAUCAUCUCAACUGAAUGAACACCAGCGAGUUCACACUGAAAAGAUGCCGUUCACCUGCUCAGACUGUGGGAAGGGAUUCACUCAAUCGUCCACACUACAUAGACACCAGCGAGUUCACACUGGGGAGAGGCCAUUCACCUGCUCAGACUGUGGGAAAGGAUUCAUUCAGUCAAAUCACCUACUACAGCAUCAGUUAGUUCACACUGGGGAGAGACCAUUCACCUGCUCAGCCUGUGGGAAGGGAUUCAAUCAGCGUUCUCAGCUCCUGACACACCAGCGAUUUCACACUGGGGAGAGGCCAUUCAUCUGCUCAGACUGUGGGAAGGGAUUCACUCACUCAUCCGACCUACAGAGACACCAGCGAGUUCACACUGGGGAGAAGCCGUUCAUUUGCUCUGAAUGUGGAAAGGGAUUUGCUCGGUCAUCUGUACUGAAGUUACAUCAGCGAGUUCACACUGGGGAGAAGCCGUUCACCUGCUCAGACUGUGGGAAGGGAUUCACUCACUCGUCCGACCUACAGAGACACCAGCGAGUUCACACUGGGGAGAAGCCAUUCACAUGCUCUGAAUGUGGGAAGGGAUUUGCUCGGUCAUCUCGUCUCUUGAAACACCAGCAAAUUCACACUGGGGAGAAACCAUGCAUUUGCUCAGAAUGUGGGAAGGGAUUCAAUGAUUCAGCUCACCUGAAGGUACAUCAGUUUGUUCACGCUGCAGAGAGACCAUUCACCUGCUCAGACUGUGGGAAAGGAUUCAUUCGGCAUUCUCAACUACUGACACACCAGUUAGAUCACACUGGGCAGAAACCAUUCACUUGCUCUGAAUGUGGGAAGGGAUUCACCCAUUCAGCUCAAAUGAGGGAACAUCAGCGAGUCCACACUGGGGAAUGGCCAUUCACCUGCUCUGAAUGUGGGAAAGGAUUCACUUGGCAAUCUGAACUGAUUGAACAUCAGCGAGUUCAUACUGGGGAGAGGCCGUUCGUCUGCUCUGAAUGUGGGAAAGGAUUCAUUCGGCGUUCUCACCUACUGACACACAAGUUCAUUCACACUGGGGAGAAACCAUUCACAUGCUCUGAAUGUGGGAAGGAAUUUGCUCGGUCAUCUCAUCUCUUGAGACACCAGCAAAUUCACACCGGGGAGAAACCAUUCAUCUGCUCAGAAUGUGGGAAGGGAUUCAAUGAUUCAGCUCACCUGAAGGUACAUCAGUUUGUUCACACUGCAGAGAGACCAUUCACCUGCUCAGACUGUGGGAAAGGAUUCAUUUGGCAUUCUCAUCUACUGACACACCAGUUAGAUCACACUGGGGAGAAACCAUUCACAUGCUCUGAAUGUGGGAAGGGAUUCACCCAUUCAGCUCAAAUGAGGGAACAUCAGCGAGUCCACACUGGGGAAUGGCCAUUCACCUGCUCUGAAUGUGGGAAAGGAUUCACUUGGCAAUCUGAACUGAUUGAACAUCAGCGAAUUCACACUGGGGAGAAACCGUUCAUCUGCUCUGAGUGUGGGAAGGGAUUCGCCCGGUCAUCUAAUCUGAAGCAACAUCAGAAACUUCACACUCGGGAGAGGCCAUUCAAAUGCUCUGAAUGUGGGAAGGGUUUUGCUCGGUCAUUUCAACUGAAGGUACAUCAGCGAGUUCACACUGGGGAGAAACCUUUCAGCUGCUCUGAAUGUGGGAAGGGAUUCACUGAGUCAUCCAAACUUGUGAGCCACUACCGAAUUCACACUCGAGAGAAACCGUUCACCUGCUCAGAUUGUGGGAAGGAAUUCACUCGGUCGUCUGAGUUUAAAAUACAUCAGCAAAUUCACACUGCGGGAUGCCUCUCACCUGUUCUGAAUGUGGGAAAGGAUUCACUCAGACAGGACAUUGACCUGCUCGGACGGUGGGAAGACAUUCACACACUCAACCACAACACAGUGACACCAGUGAGUUCACACCGAGGAGAAGCCAUUCACCUGCUCUUAAUAGGGGAAGGGUUCACUCAAUCAUCUCAACUGAAUGAACACGAGCGAGUUCACACUGAAAAGAUGCCGUUCACCUGCUCAGACUGUGGGAAGGGAUUCACUCAAUCGUCAACACUACAUAGACACCAGCGAGUUCACACCGGGGAGAGGCCAUUCACCUGCUCAGACUGUGGGAAAGGAUUCAUUCAGUCAAACGACCUGCUACAACAUCAGUUAGUUCACACUGGGAAGAGACCAUUCACCUGCUCAGACUGUGGGAAGGGAUUCAAUCAGCGUUCUCAGCUCCUGACACACCAGCGAUUUCACACUGGGGAGAGACCAUUCAUCUGCUCAGACUGUGGGAAGGGAUUCAUUCGCUUUUCCGCACUACAGAGUCAUCGGCGGGUUCACACUAAGGAGAGGCUAUUCACCUGCUCAGACUGUGGGAAGGGAUUCACUCACUCGUCCAAUCGACAGAGACACCAGCGAGUUCACACUAGGGAAAAGCCGUUCACUUGCUCUGAAUGUGGGAAGGGAUUUGCUCGGUCAUCUGAACUGAAGGUACAUCAGCGAGUUCACACUGGGGAGAAGCCAUUCAGCUGCUCUGAAUGUGGGAAAGGAUUCAUUCAUUCAUCUCAGCUCUUGAAACACCAGCAAAUUCACACUGGGGUGAAACCAUUCAUCUGCUCUGAAUGUGGGAAGGGAUUCACUGAUUCAGCUCAUCUGAAAGAACAUCAGUUUGUUCACACUGCAGAGAGACCGUUCACCUGCUCAGACUGUGGGAAAGGAUUCAUUUGGCAUUCUCAUCUGCUGACACACCAGUUAGAUCACACUGGGGAGAAACCAUUCACAUGCUCUGAAUGUGGGAGGGGAUUCACUUGGCAAUCUCAACUGAAGGAACAUCAGCAAGUCCACACUGGGGAGAAGCCGUUCACUUGCUCUGAAUGUGGAAAGGUAUUUUCUCGGUCAUCUCAACUGAAGAUACAUCAGCGAGUUCACACUGGGGAGAGGCCAUUCAACUGCUCUGAAUGUGGGAAAGGAUUCAUUUCUUCAUCUCAGCUCUUGAAACACCAGCGAAUUCACACUGGGGAGAAACCAUUCAUCUGCUCACAAUGUGGGAAGGGAUUCACCUAUUCAAGUCAGCUGAAAGAACAUCAGUUUGUUCACACUGCAGAGAGGCCGUUCACCUGCUCAGACUGUGGGAAAGGAUUCAUUCGGCAUUCUCAACUACUGACACACCAGUUAGUUCACACUGGGGAGAGGCCAUUCACGUGUUCUGAAUGUGGGAAGGGAUUCAUUGAGUCAUCUCAACUCAAGAAACAUCAGUUUGUUCACACUCGGGAGAGGCCAUUCAGAUGCUCUGAAUGUGGGAAGGGUUUUGCUCGGUCAUUUCAACUGAAGGUACAUCAGCGAGAUCACACUGGGGAGAGACCAUUCAGCUGCUCUGAAUGUGGGAAGGGAUUCACUUUGUCAUCCAAACUUGUGUGGCACUACCGAAUUCACACUAGGGAGAAACUCUUCACCUGCUCAGAUUGUGGGAAGGAAUUCACUUGGUCAUCUGAGUUUAAAAUACAUCAGCGAAUUCACACUGGGGGAUGCCACUCACCUGUUCUGAAUGUGGGAAAGGAUUCACUCAGACAUCCCAAUUAAGACUAUAAGAUAUAGGAGCAGAAGUCGGCCAUUCGGCCUUUCGAGUCUGCUCCGCCAUUCGGUCAUGGGCUGAUCCAAUUCUUCCAGUCAUCCCCACUCCCCUGCCUUCUCCCCAUACCCUUUGAUGGCCUGGCUAAUCAAGAACCUGUCUCUCUUGGCUUAGAUGCGCCAAAGGACUUGGCCUCCACAGUUGCUUGUGGCAACAAAUUCCACAAAUUUACCCCCCUCUGACUAAAGUAAGUUCUCCUCAUCUCUGUACUAAAUGGAUGUCCUCCAAUCCUGAAGUCGUGCUGUCUUGUCACAGCCUCCCCGACCAUUGGGAAUAACUUUCCCAUAUCUACUCUGUUCAGAGCUUUUAACAUUCAGAAUGUUUCAAUGAGAUUCCGACUCCCCCGCCCCCACCAUUCUCCUGAAAUCCAGGGAAUACAGCCCAAGAGAAGACAGAUGCUUCUCGUAUGGUAACCCUUUCAUUCCUGGAAUCAUUCUUGUGACUCUUCUCUGAACCCUCUCCAAUGUCAGUACAUCCAUUCUGAAAUAAGGAGCUCAAAACUGCACACAAUUCUCCAAGUGUGGUCUCAUGAGAGCCUUAUAGAGCCUCAACAUCACAUCCCUGCUCUUAUAUUCUAUACCUCGAGAAAUGAAUGCCAUCAUUGCAUUCACCUUCUUCACCACCAACUCAGCCUGGAGGUUAACCUUUAGGGUAUCCUGCACAAGGACUUCCAAGUUCCUUUCCAUCUCUGCAUUUUGAAUUCUCUCCCAAUCUAAGUAAUCGUCUGCCUGUUUAUUUCUUUCACCAAUAUGCAUGACCAUACACUUUCCAACAUUGUAUUUCAUUGACUACUUCUUGGCCCAUUCCCUGAAACUAUCCAAAUCUCUCUGCCGGCACUCUGUUUCCUCAGCACUACCCGCUCCUCCACCUAUCUUUGUAUCGUCGGCAAAUUUAUCCACAAAUCCAUUAAUCCAACAGUCCAAGUCAUUGACAUACAUCGUAAAAAGCAGUGGUCUCAACACUGACCACUGUGGAACUCCAGUGGUAACCGGCAGCCAGCCAGAACAGGAUCCCUUUAUUCCCACUCUGUUAUCGGUUGAUCAGCCAAUGCUCCACCCAUGGUAGUAACUUCCCUGUAAUUCCAUGGGAUUUAUCUUGCUAAGCAGCCUCAUGUGCAGCACCUUUCAAAGGCCCCUGAAAAUCCAAGUAUACCACACCUACUGCAUCUCCUUUGUCUACCCAUCUUGUAAUUUCCUCAAAGAAUUGCAGUAGGUUAGUAAGGCAGGAUUUUCCUUUCAAGAAACCACGCAGGCUUUGGCCUAUCUUGUCAUGUGCCUCCCAGUACUCCGUAAUCUCAUCCAUAACAAUCGAUUCCAGCAACUUCCCAACCACUGAACUCAGGCUUUCAGGUCUGUAGUUUCUUUUCUGCUGCCUCCCACCCUUCUUAAAUAGCGGAGUAACAUUUGUAAUUUUCCAGUCAUCACGUACUAUGCCAGAAUCUAUCAGUUCUUGAAAGAUCUUUAGUAAUGCCUACAAAAUCUCUCCAGCUAUUUCCUUCAGAACCCGAAGAUGCAUUCCAUCAGGUCCAGGAGAUUUAUCCACCCUCAGACCUUUAACCUUCCUGAGCACCUUCUCAGUUGUAACUUUCACUGCAUGUGCUUCACUUUCCUGACACUCUUGAAUGUCCGAUAUUCAGUACUGCAGAUGUUUUCCACCGUGAAGAAUCAUGCAAAAUACGCAUUCAGUUCCUCUGCCAGCUCUGUGUCUCCCAUCACAAUAUCUCCCGUGUCAUUUUCUAUUGGUCGUAUAUCUAUUCUCAACUCUCUUUUACCCAAUGGCAGCCAUCCUUUAGCCAAGUUUCAGAUUUGGCCACAACGUCAUAUUGCCAAUCUAGCUGAAUUUCAAGACCAUCCACUUUAUUUCUUAUGCUGCGAGCAUUCAAAUACAGCACUGUGUGGUGCACCCUCUCCAAACCUGUCAUGCUACGUUUUGGAGAACAGGAACCCCCGAACUUGCCGGAAAGUCUGAGGAAUGGAAAUGAAACUUAACUGAGAAGAUGUUGGAUCAUGAAAAUGCAUUUUGGACCGAUGAGGCUGAUGUUUGUUACUCCAGGAUUACUUACAACACUAUUGGAGCGACCAAGGAUACCCCUUUCUGAGAGAGGUCUCGCCGGUCAUCUGGUAUUGAAUGAACUCCGCACGUAUACACAGGGGAGAAACUGUACAACUGCUCAGACUGCGGGAAGGAAUUCACUCAAUCAUCUCAACUGAAUGAACAUCAGCGAGUUCACACUGGGUAGAAGCCGUUCACCUGUUCCAACUGGGAAUGAAUUCACACUUUCAUCUUGCCUGUCUGCACACCAGACUGUUUUCAGCAGUGAGAGGACGUUGUCCUGCUCAGACUGUGGGAAGGCAUUCACACACUCAUCCACACUGCAGAGACAGUGGUGGGUUCUCACUGUGGUGAGGGUGAUCACCUGCUCUGAAUGUGGGAUGGGUUUCAAUCAGUCACUCAUCCUUGUGUCACCCUGCCGGGCUUUGACCCAUCGUUAAUCGGAGAGAUCAGAAGCUUCAGAGGGCGUAAUUCACUCAAGUUGGCCAAUUGAGCAUUAAAGGCAGUGGUUUCAGGGCAGGUUAUUUUUGAGCUUUCACCAGGGGCCAGUCAACAGUCGGGUUUGAUUAUCAAGAAGAUGCCAACGUUAGGCAGCAGCAAAUGGAGUGGCCGAUGCUGGACUGGGCAGAGUUGGAGUGGAGACUUUGAGGCUUUACCUCUUUGAGGGUUCAGUCAGGACAGCCUUCGCACAGAGAAGGCAACAUUACACUGGAGGUGGAAGUUUUUUUGCCCCCUUCCUCACACUUGCUCAGUUAGAACAGUCAAAAUGCCAGGCAGGAUAGUGGAAAGCUCCUCUUGCGGGAUGUGGGAAGGCAGGAGACCCUCCUGUGUCCCCGAUAACUACACCUGUGAGAAGGGCAUCCAGCUUCAGCUCCGAAUAAUCCACAUUAAGGAGUGGGAGCUGGAAGUGGAUGAACUCCAGAUCAUUCGAGAGGCCGGAGGGGUGAUAGGUAGGACAUAUAGAGAGGUAGUUGUAACCAGGCUGUACGCCACAGGGAACUGAGUGACAGUCGCAAAGCGGAAGUGGGGGGUGGGGGAAGCAAGUGCAGUGUACCCCUGUGUCCACCCCCUGAACAACACAUAUAUCACUUUGGUCACAGUUAAAGACGGUGGGAUGACCUGGCCAAGGAAGGUCACAGCAGGAGGGUCUCUGGCACUUAGUCUGGCUCUGAGACUGAGAAGGGGAGGGUGGAGAAGAGGCGAGCUGUGGUCAUUGGUGAAUCAUUAGCUAAGGGAACUUACUGGAUGUUCUGUGGGUGAGAAUGAGAUUCCAGGAUGGUAUGUAGCUUCCUGUGUGCUCCAGGUCUGGGUUAUCUCCGGCCGAGCACUCAGCUUUGCUCAGGAGAGUGAACAGUGAAGGUCGUGAUCCAUGUGGGUACCAAUGAUAUGGGCUGGUAGAGUAACGAGGUUCUGCAAAGGGAGUUCAGGGAGUGAGGUGCUAAGUUAAAGGGCAGCUCGUCCAGGGCUGUGACCACAGGUCUGUCAUCUGUGCCACAUGCCAAGAAUAGGAAGAUUAUACAGUUUAACAUGUGUCUAAGGAUUUGGUGCAGGAGGGAGGGCAUAAUGUUAUUGGAUCAUUUGAGCCCGCAAGGAUUACUGUAUGUACAGGAGUUUGCAUUGGUGUAGAGGGGACAUGGUUGCUGGAGGGUGAAGUGGGCGGACAGGUCUCUCUCUCUCUGUCAGACACACACAAACAUAUGCAGUGGAGUGUGAGGGAGGGGAGUGAGGAGGGAUAAGGGGAAUGAGGAGGAUGGUGUUAGGGCUCAUUCACAAAGUCUCAGACUCACCCAACCGUCCCCCUCUGGAAUUGGUCCCAUUCCCUACCCCAGGCUGGGGGUGAGCAUUGAGUUGCCUUGCCAACAAGAAACUGAAUUGUUUGAUAGCAU